GUAGCACCCUCCCAGGCAGGGGGACUGACCAUUUGGAAACUCGGGCACUGCCCGAGGGCCCGGGGUCAGUAGAGGGCCCCAUGAGAUGCCCCUGGUACCUUUUUCAUAGGCUUUUUUGAGUUUGGGCAAGGACACAGGGGCCCCAUGAUCCCCUAUUACCCGGGGCCCCAUGAGUUGUCAGUCUGCCCCUGCUCCCAGGCAAAUUUAGUUCCAUGGCUCUCCUGUAGUCAGCAGAGCAGCACAUGAUUACUUU
Staurois parvus is the source of this 253-nucleotide messenger RNA. Lineage: Eukaryota; Metazoa; Chordata; Amphibia; Anura; Ranidae. The record is from the annotation of a GenBank genome assembly.